AUGCCAGAACAACAACUAAUUGCAAGUCUCUAUACCAUCCAAAACACGCUUCGCCCUUUGGGUAAUGAUGAGAGACCUGAAGAUUACUCGAGAACAAUUGAAGAAAAUAUUUAUGCUGAAAGCUUUAUAGAGGAGAGGAUUAAAGAAAUUAUACCUAACAAGAAUUAUGCAGUUCUCUUUUUGCACAAAUACUACAACAUUAAAAAUAUAGCGCUUCCCUUACUUGAAAGACAAAAUGUUAGAGACUCAAAAAACUUCGAGCAGGUAUAUUUUUUAUUUGAGGCCAUUACACAGUCUGAACUAGUAGAAAAGAAACUACGCAGAUCAUGUACCCAAAUUUACAUAACGCAAAUUCAAAACUUCUCAAUUAUAUUUUGUGCAAACAAUAGCUACUUAUUACCCAUCAUUUGCCCCAGUUUUAUGAGGUUGCAUAUUUUGAAGGAUCAGUUUCCUUAUAUCAUUUUACAAUCGCUAGUAAAUGAUGAUAUCAUAUCAUUCGACAAAUUCUUCCAGAAAGUAAAGGAAGAAGUUAAAAGAAUAAAAGAACAAAGCAAUACGGUUUAUAGGUUAAAUCUAAAUGAUAUGAAAAAAAUGUCGUUUUUAAAAUCUAAUUUCGAAACAUGUAUCGAUUCCCAGAUGAUUGGGAAUCAGCCAAUUUUGCGUUUCCUAAAUGAACAAAAACGGGUAUUCAAGAAAAAUCGACAUAUUGAUGACUGCUGCUGUAGUAUAUUGCAGUCAGUUAAAGAAUCACAGUUGAAAGCGGAUGAAAUGUCGAAUUACAUUAGUGAAGCCGAUGAAGAAUUAAAUCGGUUAUAUGAGGUAAGAGUUACUUCAUUUCGUGGUAUUUUUGUAACGCUGAUUGUAUUUACAUCAAUAUUUAUCGCCGGGCUUUUUAAAGAUAUCUACAAUCACAGUGCCUCUACAGGGAUAAUUAUUGCAUUUAUAUUAUUGGUGAUAUUUUGUGGGAUAUGUUUUUUAAUUUUGAUAUUAUUGUAUUGGCAUAUCUCUCUUUUAUGGUUCCUGCCGUUAAACAGGAACACGGAUGAGAAAAACAAUGAAGAAAACUCGAACACAAGAGAUUUAGAAAUAGUAUAUUCUGAGUUUGAACAAGGUCAUAAUUCAAAUUCCAGCAGUGUUAGAACAAACCCUGAAAAUGUAUAA
This is a messenger RNA of Tetrapisispora phaffii CBS 4417, 1161 nucleotides long. RefSeq lists its product as uncharacterized. Bases 1 to 1161 code for a protein of 386 amino acids. The transcript has a single exon. The record is from RefSeq and is a predicted model, not a curated record. Lineage: Eukaryota; Fungi; Ascomycota; Saccharomycetes; Saccharomycetales; Saccharomycetaceae.